AUGGAACCGACGGAAGAGAUCAGCCUCUGGAACCUGAGAGAGGUGGGAGCAGAGGAGGCCCCCCUGGACAUGGGCUCAGACGUCCCACCCAUGGCCAAAAUCAAGAAGGAACAUCCUCUGGAAGGAGAUGCAGCAGAGCGACCCCCCGAAAAGCCUUCUGGACAAGGCGCCGUCUGCCAGCAAGUCGGGAGGAAGAGGAGGAGUUUUUUGCGGAUCCGCAAAGCACUGGAGACCCAGCCGGCGCCGACAGGGGUGUGGCUACAGGAAGGAGAAGACUUUGGCCAAGGAGACGUCAAGAAGUCGGGAGGGAAUGUGGUGGGAGACGGGCUGUAUGACAAGGUGGUAGUCUUCCGGGUGGGGGAGGGCCAGAUGAGCCGCAGGUCGUGCGCGGCGGAGGGUGACUUCUCCUGCAAGGAAUGCGGGAAGCGCUUCGCCUGGAGGUCCUCCUUGAACAUCCACAAGCGCAUCCACACGGGCGAGAAACCCUUCCAGUGCCAGGCCUGCGGGCGGCGCUUCAGCCAGAGGCCCAACCUGCUGUGCCACCAGCGCAACCACACCGGGGAGCGGCCCUUCAAGUGUCCCAGGUGCGAGAGGAGCUUCCGACAGAAGCAGCACCUGGCCAAGCACCAGCGGACUCACACCCGGGCCCGGCCCGGCCCCCACGCCUGCCCCGAGUGCCAGCGCAGCUUCAGCAACAAGGCAGUCCUGCGUUUGCACCAGCGGGCCCACGCCCAUCACCGCCAGCUGGUCUUCCAGGAGCUGAAGAAGGCCUACAAGGAGACGGUGGCGCGGCAGCGGGAGGAGGCCCGGGCGGGGCUCAGCUGGAUGGCCAGGCCCAAGGGCCGGCGGCGGGGGGUGAAGAAGUUCAUCUGCAGCGAGUGCGGCAAGGGCUUCACCUGGUGGUCCUCCCUCAGCAUCCACCAGCGCAUCCACACCGGAGAGAAGCCCUUCCCCUGCACCGAGUGCGGCAAGAGCUUCACCCAGAAGCCCAACCUCCUGCGCCACCUCCGCUACCACAGUGGCGAGAGGCCGCACUCGUGUUCCGAGUGCGGGAAAGGCUUCGCUCAGAAGCAACACCUGGUGAAGCACCAGCGCACCCACGCGGCGGAGAAGGGAUUCCAGUGCCACGCCUGCGGGCAGAGCUUCCCCACCAAGGGGGCGCUCACAGUGCACCAGCGGGCUGGCCACGUGGGAGCCAAACUCCUGGCUACAGGACUGGUGGACGAGAAGGGGUGUCUUCCACUUGGCCAGCCAGGGAGCCUGGAGGUGAUGAUGGGCUCCCUGAUUGCCAGCAGCCAGAGGAUCUUCCAGCCGCCAGAUCUCCUGAGCCACCCGAACGAUGCGGAUGGGCAGCCGGUCCUGAUUGUGGAGCCGGGCACUCGGCCGCAGGCGCUGUCCCAAACCAAGAAGGGCGUCUUCUGGAAGCCGGAGGUCCCCAAGCCGACUGCCCCUGAGCAGAAGCAGUACAUCUGCAACGAGUGCGGGAAGGCCUUUGUCUCGUGGUCGGCUCUCACCAUCCACCAGCGGAUCCACACCGGCGAGAGGCCCUAUCAGUGCGGGGAGUGCGGGAAGAGCUUCAGCCAGAAACCCAACCUGGUGAGGCACCAGCGUUACCACACGGGGGAGAAGCCCUAUCCGUGCACCGAGUGCGGGAAGAGCUUCGUCCAGAAGCACCACCUCACCAAGCACCAGCAGGUGCACAAGAAAUGCGCCCGCCAGGUUCCGGCACUGACUGUGAAGACGGAAGGGCUGUAG
Molecule: messenger RNA, 1755 nt
Organism: Euleptes europaea (tarantolino)
Lineage: Eukaryota; Metazoa; Chordata; Lepidosauria; Squamata; Sphaerodactylidae
Gene: ZNF775
Product: zinc finger protein 775
Exons: 2
Coding region: 1-1755 (584 amino acids)
Biological process (GO): regulation of transcription by RNA polymerase II
Cellular component (GO): nucleus
Molecular function (GO): DNA-binding transcription factor activity, RNA polymerase II-specific; RNA polymerase II transcription regulatory region sequence-specific DNA binding
Source: RefSeq, a predicted model, not a curated record